UGGGAAAGCCAGACUGACAUUUAAAAAGAAGUACUUAGCGAGCAAGUUAGAGUUCAUCAAAGUCAAGGUCGAAGAAGAGCAACAGCCAACAGGCAUCGUGCCCCAUCGUUGUUCCCGCAUAGCUUAUCUUGUACCUAUUCCACCUUGUUAUUGUCUCCCUCCAUUGCUUCAAGUUUCUACAUUUUGGGUCACCGAGCAUUGUUCUCGCUUCCAAAUUCUGAGGCCCAAGGUAUCAACGAUGAAUCAUAGCAAAACAGGAGCUUCAUUAUCAUCUUCGACCCGUUUGUCUGCAUCUGCCAAACCCUUUACGCUCAACCGCAGCACCCAACAAUCCACUUUGAAAUUCCCUGUUCAUUCCGGCCAGGAACAUGCUCUGUAUUCGCCCGAUCACGGUAGCUCCGAUCCCUUUGGUUCUUUGCUUGAUUCGUUUCCUAAAUUCAACUUAGCUGCUAAGGGUAACCCGGUAUUUUCUUCCCCUCUGGGUGACUCUGGGUUUGGUCAUGAGGCAGUUUCUGCAGCUUUUCCUAUUGAGCCUGUUUCUCAGACUCAAGCUGACGAAGAGUCCCUUUUGCCGCAUCCUUCGAUGGAUUUUCAAGGAAAUGAUGACUUUGUUGAUCUUAAUGAGUGGGACCUUGAUAUGCCGAAGGAGCUUCAAUUACCCUUACCCGUGUACUGUUCAAACAUUACUGGUUUAGGCUCUGGCACUUGUACUGGGUACGAAAUCAAUCAUGGGAAUCAAGGAAAGGAUUCUUAUGAGAGCUUGUUUGGCAUUGGAAAGGAUGAUGACGGUUCAACUCCUAAUGGGAGCAUCAGUCGAAAAGGCAAAAUGCAAGGUGGUGCCAAACCAAGUUCUGUUCUGAGAUCAAAUAGUGAUGAUCAUCCGUUCAUAUUUUCAACAUCAGAUAUGUCCUCUUCUGCAGAGGUGAAUAAUGUUUCUCACUGUCAAGGCUGUCACAAGCCAUCUGGGGUGACACGCAGUGCCUCUAUUUCAAGUGGAAUUCCAGAUGGGCGAUACUUCUCAGAAAUUUCAUCUUCUACAAGCAACAUUGCUUCUGACUCGACAGGAAGUCUUCGUGCAGAAAUACAUGGACCAUCAAGUCAUUGCUCGAUUCUUUUGCCUUCUGAUUCAUCAAAGAAUAUGGAUCUCUUGACAGGUAGUUGGGGAACUGUUGAUGAUAAGGACUGUUCUAGUUCUAUUUUAUCUGGUUCGAAGGACUCCUUUACCGUAUUUAAUGCUGAAGGCAAAGGAACUGAUGAUGGUGAUACAGAGAAGCCUAAGAAGAUUUUCAAAUCUGUCUCUUUUGAUGCUAGAGGUCACUCAACAAUUACCACAAAUCAGGUCAUGUUGAAGUCUGAUGAAUCCAGUGGUGGUGUUUCCAUUCAAACUUCCAAAAGUUUAGGCGAUAGUGAUUCUGAUUUGGAUUCUCCUUGUUGGAAGGGAAAGAUGACUUCUCAAUCUUCUUCAGAAAUUUUAGGAUCGGUACAAACACAUGAUUUUGAGAAGGAGCUCAAAAAAUCUAAUACUCUGAAUCCUUUGGCACCUCAGUUCUUUCCUGGAAAUGCUGAAGGAAGCAGUCGUCUUGGUGGUAAAAUGGCUGAAGAUGAUCUUUUAUCUUCCAAAUCCAGCGCGCCUUUAGCUGUUCACUUCUUGCCAGCAGAGAACAAACAAACGAAGACUGUGAUGGCAGAUGCACAUCCUGUAGGAUUGAAGGGAGUUGAGCUUCUGCAUUCCAAUAACUUGAAUGAAAGUGUGAAGGCAUUUAACCUUGUCAGUGAUCCGAAAGGUAGCUUUGUACUAAAUUCUACUUGCAUGACUCAGCCUGUUUCUAAGGAAACUAAAGUUGCUGCUGGCAAUGUUGAAGGCUGUUCAAAGGAAACUAAAGAUGAUAUGACCAUGGGGUCACUAAGAGGUUUUCUCCCUCUCAAGUAUCAUUCUCCAACUUCAAGUUCAUCAUCAUCUGAAGCUGGUCUUGUUACUAAGCUUUUUGAAACACUUCAAGGUGUAUCCAAGUCUUUGAUUGAUUCUCCAAAACUUGAUGUUCAGAAAAUGAUUAAUGGAAUGCUUAUUCUUUCUGAGUUGCUUUUACAAUCUUGUGUUCACACAUUAGAUUCACAUAAACAACAUGAUCACGAUACAAUCCAGCACAUAAUCAAUAACCUGAAUGAGUUUAGUGCAAUUUACAGCGGCCUAAUGAUUUCAGCCGUUCAGUCAACUGGCCUGGAUCUCCGUGGCAGGUCAUUAGAGCUUCCCAAGCAUUCGGGAAAUUUAAUUGAGGAAGCAAAUGUUGAGACCUUUGCUAUUCCAACAAAGCUUCAUAAUCAGAAUGAUAAUGGGUUGCGAAGCAAUGUUUCUAAAGUGAUUGCUGAGAGAGGACAAUAUUCUGUAAGAUCAAGCAGUGAUGUAGGCCCUGAGAAAGAAAAUGAAGUUUUUCAGGUUAUAAGGAGAAAUCUUGGCAAAAAUCUUGAUGCUGAGGAGCACUUGCACUCACAGGCUAUGCUGUAUAAAAACUUAUGGCUUGAUGCCGAAGCAGCAAUGUGUUACAUGAGACGGAAAAUUUAUCUCAGGCUUAUGGAAACUGGGAUGGAUGUAAAUCAUGCAGAUCUUGUGGACUUGUGGAGAUGAAUGAGCCUUGUUCGCGAGGCUGCACCCGCAACUAAAAAUUGGUUAUCCGAAGUUCAGUCUGUACAUAUUCAUGAUACACCAUUUCUGGUUUGUACAAAAGCUGCUGAUUCAUGUGGCUGUAGUUAGAUAUCAGUGAUUGGACUUGCACUCUGUAUUUAUCCUCUGCUCACUGUUCUACAUUGAGUCGCUGCUUCUUGUACAAAAUCGACUGGUUCAUGAGGUUGUAAGCAACAUAUCUUGAGUGCAUUUAAAGAAGAAAUAUC
Neltuma alba is the source of this 2886-nucleotide messenger RNA. RefSeq lists its product as uncharacterized. The transcript has 4 exons. NCBI's taxonomy places the organism in Eukaryota, Viridiplantae, Streptophyta, Magnoliopsida, Fabales, Fabaceae. The coding region runs from base 239 to 2623 and encodes 794 amino acids. The record is from RefSeq and is a predicted model, not a curated record.